AUGGCAAGUCAAAACGGAAAUCUCAAACUUGUUAAAUCACUCAUCAUAUGCAUGUGUGAUAAGGAAACAAGGAGUAAUGAUGACUUUACUCCACUCUUUUUAGCAUCAAGAGAAGAUCAUCUUGAAGUUGUUCAAUAUCUUAUCUCAGUUGGAGCUAAUAAAGAUGCAAAGGAUGAAGAUGGAAAUACUCCACUCAUUUGGGCAGCAAAUAAUGGUCAUCUUGAAGUUGUUAAAUAUCUUGUCUCAGCUGGAGCUGAUUAUUUUAUUGAAAAUAAUAAGGGAUGGACUCCAGAAAUGGUUUCAGAAGGUCAAGUAAGAGAAUAUCUGGAAUCUCUUGGAGGCGGAAUGAGCUUGAAACCAGAAGCAUUAUUGAAAUAUCAGGAUAUCAAUGAUAUGUGA
Molecule: messenger RNA, 399 nt
Organism: Trichomonas vaginalis G3
Lineage: Eukaryota; Parabasalia; Trichomonadida; Trichomonadidae
Product: ankyrin repeat protein family
Exons: 1
Coding region: 1-399 (132 amino acids)
Molecular function (GO): protein binding
Source: RefSeq, a predicted model, not a curated record